Helianthus annuus (common sunflower) is the source of this 872-nucleotide messenger RNA. RefSeq lists its product as uncharacterized. NCBI's taxonomy places the organism in Eukaryota, Viridiplantae, Streptophyta, Magnoliopsida, Asterales, Asteraceae. Bases 152 to 793 code for a protein of 213 amino acids. The record is from RefSeq and is a predicted model, not a curated record. The transcript has 6 exons.
AUACUUUGGAAAAUCAACCGAAUCUGUGUUUCAAAGAAGUAACUAUCUUCAACUUUAACCUUCACGCAAACCAAUAAAAGGUUUUGAUCUUCAUCUUCUUCAUCGAAUAUUCAUCUAAAUCUUCAACGUUCAGUUGCUGGUUGUGUUAAUAAUGGCAGACCAUUCCGAUGACGAGGUUAUAGAAAUAUCUCGUGUUCAGUUUGUUCAGACAGUAGAUGAGGCCUUACGUAAAGAAUAUGGUUUCUUUUUUUCACAUGAAGAACCAAAUGUCCCCCAGGAUAGUUGUAUUCCGCAAAAAGAUACUAUCACCAUUGAGGGAAGUGGAAAUACAAGUAAGGUUAAACAACAUGAAGUUCAAUGUACUUCCAAGGCCUUUAUAUCUCAAGGAUCUCAAUCUCACACGGAAGAUGCAAAGGAAAACAUAGACUCGGUUGGUAGUUCGAAGUAUAAGAAGCGUUUAGAUGGAGACAGUUGCGCACAAAACACUAUUCCUGAAGAUCAAAAAGUUUUGAACUUUACCCGUAAAGGAGAAUACAGGCUGCGUCUUCCGGUCGGGGUUUCAAAGCGCGCUGGCUUUAAAAAGAAGCUUCAUACUUUGAACAUUGAAAACAUGCAGGGCCAAGUUACUACUUACGAAGUCAAACCGGAAAGGAACGGAAAAGCUCUACGCUAUUCAGUCAUCGACUGGCCUGUCUUUAUGGCCGAGAAUAACUUGAAUGACGGCGACAUGCUUGAUUUCACUUAUGUGAAUUCAAAGAAAACCGUUAUCUUAAAAAAUGUCCGACAUGUCUAAGCCAUCGUGCAACGAACUUUCAUUAACUCUCUUUACAACAACUGUUGGGUCUAUGUUAUGUUAACUAUCCUUUGAACAU